Messenger RNA from Paramisgurnus dabryanus, 850 nucleotides. RefSeq names its product myogenic factor 6 (gene myf6). Gene Ontology annotation, biological process: positive regulation of myoblast differentiation; muscle organ development; skeletal muscle cell differentiation. Lineage: Eukaryota; Metazoa; Chordata; Actinopteri; Cypriniformes; Cobitidae. The record is from RefSeq and is a predicted model, not a curated record. Gene Ontology annotation, molecular function: RNA polymerase II cis-regulatory region sequence-specific DNA binding; protein dimerization activity; DNA-binding transcription factor activity, RNA polymerase II-specific.
UCUUACUGUCAAAACACAGCCUGUAGAAACAUGAUGGACCUGUUUGAGACCAACACUUAUUUUUUCAACGAUUUACGUUAUCUUGAGGGGGACCAUGAGACCCUGGAUAUGCCUGGUGUGUCCCCACUUUACGAGGGGAACGACAGCCCUUUGUCGCCAGGACAGGACCCUGUCCCGUCGGAAACUGGAUGUGAGAGUAGCGGAGAAGAGCACGUCCUUGCGCCACCAGGGCUUCACCCGCACUGCGAGGGUCAGUGCCUGAUCUGGGCUUGCAAGAUCUGCAAACGAAAGUCGGCACCGACAGACAGGAGAAAAGCAGCCACUCUGAGAGAAAGGAGGCGACUCAAAAAAAUCAACGAGGCGUUUGACGCGUUAAAGAAAAAGACGGUUCCCAAUCCGAACCAGAGGCUACCCAAGGUUGAGAUUUUACGCAGCGCAAUAACCUAUAUUGAGAAAUUGCAGGACCUGUUGCAUACGCUGGACGAGCAAGAUCAAAACUCUGACAGUCGCCCAUAUACAUAUACCAUCAAAGAAAAUCAUGUGGCUCCUAGUGAGUAUAACUGGAAAAAGACCUGCCAAAGUUGGCAGGAGAGCCCAGAUCAUUCCAACUCCAAUAUGGCCAGAGAAGGAGGCGCAAUGGAGUCUUCGGCAUCCAGCAGCCUUCGUCGACUCUCCUCGAUUGUUGACAGUAUUUCCACGGAAGAGACGAAAAUCGACGUACCGACCAGAUCGCAGAAAAGUGAAGCUUAAACACUAUUUCACAUUUCCGACUUUUUAUUUAUUUCCAUGAGUAGUGUAAACGUUUUAUCUGUAACAGGUUACACUUCAAUAACCUUCAUCAAUUAAAUAA